AUGGACACGGAGGCGGCGAUCGUGCUGGUUCAGAUGUCCAAGAGCCCCUCGAUCAUCCGCUUCCGCUCGCCGACGACAGGUAAACGCGUGCGCUUUGACGUUUUACUCGGCCAACGGAAGCUGGGGCUGUUUUUCACACCCGAUGGCGGUAACGCUGUCCCCGUUGUAACGCGGCUCCCAACUCGCCGUGGCUCGGAGGACCAUUCUUCUCUCGGCGUGCAGCUCGGAGACGUUCUAGUGGCGGUCAACGAGAUGGACACGAUCGCCGCUGGGUUUGGGCCGACUAUGGAGUUCGUCGAAUCAUGUCCUCGACCAUUGCGGCUGACGUUCGAGCGUGCUGCAAAUAACGAUGCGGAUGAUCAGUGGUUUGGUAGCCAGGCUGCAAGCGAGCAAUCCAGAGAGCAGCGAAGAGGUUCGUUCUCACUACGCAACGCCAUUCCCAGUCUGACGGCUACCGGUAUGACAACUCGAGCGCUUGCCAGCCUUCGAUGUAAGGAAUUCCCGCCAACUCAUGUUGACACACACGGUGGCGUUCUGAUUGAGUGGAAAAGCGGUCCGCUGGGGUUGACUCUGCUGGAGGACCCCAUUUCAGGCGCAUCUCUUGUGAACCGAUUGACUGGCAAAGGGUCCUCCGCCAACAUGGAGCGUUUGCAGCAUGGCUUUCAGCUCUACUCAAUUAAUGGAGUACGAACUGAAGGUCGCGCUCUCGAUGACUUGUGCCGUGAUCUCCAGACGUUACCAAAGCCCAUACAACUCGUAUUCCGUCCACCCCAUUUCGACGACUCAAGCGAUGACGAGAGUCGUAGUUCGAACAUUGUUACCCCCACCGAUCGUCCCUCGUCCCUUGGACUGCAGCUGGAAAUAUCACACGCGAACAAAACCUCUCCAACACCCAAGCGGGGCCAAUACCCGAUCGUCCACAAGGUCCUGAAGGAAUCCACUCUCGAUCUACCGAGUGACGCGGUUGGGCACCUGUUCGUAGCCAUCAAUAACUGGACCACUUCAGGCUUGACGUCAACUGAGCUUCGCACUCUUCUCCGUGUUGCAGAGAAACCGGCAGUACUUCGCUUCCGUCGACGUGAGGGCCCACCGGCGUACAGCAUUCUUUGGAGUGAAGGUGAGCUUGGAAUCACCUUUGGGUGCUACGAAGACGCCGAUCGUCAAAACGCUCUGAUCGUCUACGUGAAACGCAUUGGUUCUGGUCAGGCUUUGAGCUCUGGACUCGUGUCCGUCGGCGAUCUUCUUCUCAGCAUCAAUGGCCAAGAACUACCGCCGAAGCAGAAGUUCAAGAAGACUAUGCGCAAGUUGGUCGAUACCCGUCAGCCGGUCACGCUGGGAUUCCGCAGGCUUCUGGUUGAACGUGAACGCUGUUCAGACUGGAGUCGACACGAACACUCUUGA
Messenger RNA from Phytophthora sojae, 1401 nucleotides. RefSeq lists its product as hypothetical. The record is from RefSeq and is a predicted model, not a curated record. Gene Ontology annotation, molecular function: protein binding. NCBI's taxonomy places the organism in Eukaryota, Oomycota, Peronosporomycetes, Peronosporales, Peronosporaceae. The coding region runs from base 1 to 1401 and encodes 466 amino acids. The transcript is spliced from 5 exons.